UGGAAAUUUCACAACUAACUGAGCUUAAAACUGAAAGUAGAAAAGAUCUGACGCUGACAGGUGUGCGACACAAAUACGUUGUUUGUUAUUGUUUCAUACCUAUGUUAAACAAAAAUGAAUGAUCUUGAACAGAGUGCACGAAGUUGGAUUGAUACAAGAACUGACGACAAGAUCACAAUAACUCUUCUAGGACAGAGUGACAAUCAGCUCAAAUUUUCAGUCCAUACCUGUGGCUGUGGUGGAGAACCAGAAGAACCAGUCUCUCAAUUUUCAGUGACAUGUCCCCAGGAGACAGGAGAAAAAUGGUCUGUGUGGAGUGAGAGCCCUAACAUACAACAGAAAUUGUCGAGUGUUCUUGAAUUUUGUGAUUCUGAGAGGGAAAAGUCAUUAGAAGAGGUCCUUGAUAAAAUGGCAGCACUAUUGCCAAAGGCUGAUACUGAGGCUGGCAUUGAUGAUGAAGAGGAUGAUGAUGACGAUUACUACUUUGAAGAUGAUGUUGAUGAUGUUGAUACAGAAAUGCCACAGGCUGCCAAGGAGGACAGUGAUUCUGACUUGGAAGAAACGUUUUUUGGUAAAGGAGCAAAUCCGACUGCCUUCCAGCGCCUUGCUAAAGACAUGAAAAAUAUGAAAAAGGAGGCAAAGAACUUUGGAAUAGAUGGAGGACCAAGGGGAGACAACUUGUUUAUAUGGGAUGUCAAGUUGACUGGUUUUCCCGAGGAUACAGCGUUAGGCAAAGAUUUGAAAGCGUGGGCACAGAACAGUAACAGAGAGCCUGUGGUGUAUCUGGAGAUGCAGUUUCCCGGUGACUACCCAAUGUCACCGCCAUUCGUCCGUGUGACUAGACCUAGGUUCAAAUUCCUUACAGGUCACAUUACUAUAGGAGGAAGUAUAUGUAUGCAGAUGUUAACACGGUCAGGAUGGACGCCGUCAAAUGACAUUGAGGGCAUUCUUGUACAGAUAAGGUCUGAGAUAAUGUCGGACAAAAACACUCGCUUGGAUUCAAACCCUGACCGUCAAUACACUGAGACAGAAGCUAAGGACGCCUUCCAUAGAAUGGUAAAGAGAUACCAGUGGAAUUAGUGGACACAUGAACUCCCUUUCUUUUCAUCAUAAAGACACUGGAACUAGUCUUCACUGGAUCCAUUGGCCACUGGAAGUCAUGAUGACACUGGAACUAGCCCUCACUGGAUCCAUUGGCCACUGGAAUUCAUGAUGACACUGGAACUAGUCUUCACUGGAUCCAUUGGCCACUGGAAUUCAUGAUGACACUGGAACUAGCCCUCACUGGAUCCAUUGGCCACUGGAAUUCAUGAUGACACUGAACUAGCCCUCACUGGAUCCAUUGGCCACUGGAAUUCAUGACACUGAACUAAAGCCUUAAUUAAUUGUGUUGAUUAUUAACCAGCCUUCAUUUAAUCAUGACAACACUGGAACUAGCCUUCACUGGAUCCAUUGGCCACUGGAAUUCAUGAUGACACUGAAUUAGCCUGCUCUGGAUCCAUUGGCCACUGGAAUUCAUGAUGACACUGAACUUAAGCCUUAAUUAAUUGUGUUAAUUAUUAACCAGCCUUCAUUUAAUCAUGACGACACUGGAACUAGCCUUCACUUGAUCCAUUGGCCACUGGAAUUCAUGAUGACACUGAACUAGCCUACAUUUAUUGUGUUGAUUAAAAACUAGCCUUUGUGUAAUCAUAAAGACACUGGAACUAGCCUUCACUGGAUCCAUUUGCCACUGGAAUUCAUGAUGACACUGAACUAGCCUGCUCUGGAUCCAUUAGCCACUGGAAUUCAUGAUGACACUGAACUAGGCUAAAUUUAAUUGUGUUGAUUAUAAACAAGCCUUCAUUUAAUUAUAAAGACACUGGAACAAGAAUUAUAUGUGCAACAUUCCACUGUAACUAGCCCAGUGCUCAAGCUAGGCCUAAAUAAAAGGAGGGGGGAGAGCCUUGCUACCCUUUGCUCAUUCAGGAGAUCCCUGGAUCUGUACCCUUUGCCCAUUAAGGAGCUCCCUGGAUCUGUACCCUUUGCCCAUUCAGGAGAUCCCUGGAUCUGUACCCUUUGCCCAUUAAGGAGAUCCCUGGAUUUGUACCCUUUGCCCAUUAAGGAGCUCCCUGGAUCUGUACCCUUUGCCCAGUAAGGAGAUCCCUGGAUCUGUACCCUUUGCCCAUUAUGGAGAUCCCUGGAUCUGUACCCUUUGCCCAUUCAGGAGAUCCCUGGAUCUGUACCCUUUGCCCAUUAAGGAGCUCCCUGGAUCUGUUCCAUUUCCCUUCUGCAAUUGUACCCUUUGCCUGUUCAGUAGAACAUUGGCACUCUUUUCAUUGAUUGUAAAAUUUGCAUUAUUUUUAAUAGAAAAUUAAUUAAUUUUAAGAUGUGAUAUAUUUUUUUCAUGUUCAUUUGGACUGUCUGCCUGUUGUUAGCUAUUCAUUAUAAAUGUGGUUGUUAUUAUUGCAUUUAAUUGGAGUGAGUGACUUUAUUUUCAAAUGGGUAAUUGCAAUAGCAUUAAAUUUAAGCUUGACUAUUUGAAAAAUAAGGAGGGCUAUACUACUCGCCCCUGGCGCUGGUCGCGGCCAUUUUUUUGUUUAGGGCAAGUUGGAAUUUUCACAUAUAACACCAAUACUUUUCAUCCAAUUUACUUCAUACUUCACAAAGUUGUUUAGGACCAUUAACUCAAUUAGACAGAACUUAAGAUAAAGUUUUAGGGCACAAAGUGUCUGGUUUAAGUUUUGGGACAAGUUAGCAUUUUCACUUAUAACUCCAAUACCCUUCAUUCAAUUAACUUCAUAGUUCACGCAAUUGUUUACGGUCAUCACACAAUUAGGUUAUAUAACUCCAUAUUAUCCUAAUUACAAAUUAUGCCACUUGAUUGACUUAGGAAGUUUGUUAAAAAUUCUCUGUCUAACAAAUAUUUUGAUGCCGUUCAUUCAAGUGACAUUUUACCUUACACUGAUAGAUAUUUUUGACAGAUACAUAUUACCGUAUUAAUGCAUUCAUUCCUAAGAAUAAGCGGCAUAUAGUCAGGCAUGCUGUCCUUCAACAGAUCUCGUUUGUUUUAAUAUUUAAUGUAGAUUACAAUGUCAUGUAACAAAAUUGUGUUUAAUGUUUUGAUUUCUUGUAUACAAUGACUGUAUGUGUUUAUUAUAAAGGAUUAAAGGGUAUAUUAAAUGCAUGCAUGUACUUAAUAUUACCAUUCUAUUGUACAUACAUAUCUAUUUUUGUUGUGAACCUGUUUCGAGUGAAUCCCAUUUUCAGUGCCUAACCAAUACAAAAUAAUGUACCAUUCAUUAUCUUAUUCUCCUUUUUUUAUCUAUAUUUUUGUGAACACCAGACCCAUAUAUUUCAAAACUUCUCCAGUCAAAUCACAAUAUCAACUCAUUAUAUCACACAAAAUCAAAGUAUGAUUGAAGAUUUUGUCUUCUAAUUAUUUUUUAAAAUUAAAGUUUCCCAUGGAAUGUGUGGGGAAAAAACUAUAGUCUACUUUUAAUAUCAAAGACACACUAUUCUAGACCAAAAAACGUAAUUGAGUUAUGCUAAAGAAGCUGUACCCAAUUUCAUUUUUAGCCGUAGAAUAGGUCUCAAAUAUAUGUUUGGAAUCUUGACCAAAAUUUGAAUCAACGUAUUACAUGAGAGAAUGCACUUUAAAAAGAAUAAACACAUCUAUGAUUUUUCUUAUAAAUUUUGAAAUUAUAUGGCAAAAAAGAGUUGAGAUUAGGAUUUAGUUUUGACUUAAUUGUUUUUGUGAUAUUAAGGCCUGAUUGAUUGAUGAUUUGUCUGUACCACUAUUUCAAUGUUUCCCCAUCUUUUCAUUGAUCAACAUAUCAAUCGUUUCGUCUUAUUGUCAUAGAUAUAAAAUGUACACUGUCAAUAUUUUCUCAACAAUUGUAUUUUGACUUUUAUAACUUUAAAUUAAUUAUGGAGUGAGAGGAAUUUUGAAAUGUUAAAUUAUGCUGAAAUACAAGAUUGUAAAUAAUUUAUAUUCUGUUUUGAAAUUUAAAGCAAGUAUUUUUAUGCCCCCUUUUGAAAAAAGUGGGGUAUAUUGUUUUGCACAUGUCGGUCGGUCUGUCUGUCUGUCUGUCUGUCUGUCUGUCGGUCGGUCGGAAUACCAAAUGGUUUCCGAUCAAUAACUUGAGAACGCUUUGACCGAGGGACCUCAUACUUGGUAUGUGUAUUGGUCAUCACCAGCAGAUGAACCCUAUUGAUUUUGAGGUCAGUGGGUCAAAGGUCAAGGUCAGUGUGACCUUUACAUGAAAAACGGUUUCCGAUCAAUAACUUGAGAACGCUUUGACCCAGGAACCUCAUACUUGGUAUGUGUAUUGGUCAUCACCAGCAGAUGAACCCUAUUGAUUUUGAGGUCAGUGGGUCAAAGGUCAAGGUCAGUGUGACCUUUACAUGAAAAACGGUUUCCGAUCAAUAACUUGAGAACGCUUUGACCCAGGAACCUCAUACUUGGUAGGUGUAUUGGUCAUGACCAGCAGAUGAACCCUAUUGAUUUUGAGGUCAGUGGGUCAAAGGUCAAGGUCAGUGUGACCUUAACAUGAAAAAACGGUUUCCGAUCAAUAACUUGAGAACGCUUUGACCCAGGGACCUCAUACUAGGUAGGCUUAUUGGUCAUGACCAGCAGAUGAACCCUAUUGAUUUUGAGGUCAGUGGGUCAAAGGUCAAGGUCAGUGUGACUGUAAGCUGAAAAAAGGUUUUCUGAUUGUCCAUAUUUUAUUUUCUUAUAUAGUAGACAGUAGAAAUUUAUAUGUCACUAAAUGCAUGAGUUGAAGUAUCAGUUUUCAGUGAACAUCUAGUUUAAUUAUGCCCCCCUUCGAAGCAGAGGGGUUAUAUAAUUGCUUUGCACAUGUCGGUCGGUCUGUUGGAAGACCAAAGCUUGUCCGAGUGAUAACUCAACAAUUCCCGGACCUAUGGUCAUCAAACUUGACAUGAAGAUUAGGUAUGACCAGUAGAUGACCUGCCUCAUAUGCAUCCAAUGACAAAUCAGCUGUCAUUUCAGUCCAUGCAUAUUUCAUUCAAUUGUCCAAAUAUUUCUGGCAACUUGGCGCUCAGGGGGCAUAAUGUUUGACAAACAUCUCUUGUUUAAAGUAUUGUUUUUGCAAAUAAAUCAAAGAAACUUG
This is a messenger RNA of Mya arenaria, 5114 nucleotides long. Its product is annotated as ubiquitin-conjugating enzyme E2 Q1-like. The coding region runs from base 115 to 1080 and encodes 321 amino acids. The transcript has 9 exons. Lineage: Eukaryota; Metazoa; Mollusca; Bivalvia; Myida; Myidae. The record is from RefSeq and is a predicted model, not a curated record.